Molecule: messenger RNA, 2244 nt
Organism: Lasiodiplodia theobromae
Lineage: Eukaryota; Fungi; Ascomycota; Dothideomycetes; Botryosphaeriales; Botryosphaeriaceae
Product: Galactose oxidase/kelch beta-propeller
Exons: 6
Coding region: 1-2244 (747 amino acids)
Molecular function (GO): protein binding
Source: RefSeq, a predicted model, not a curated record
AUGGCUCCGCUUCUCUCAGGAUACCUGAUCGCCGCUGCCCUUGCAGCCUUGCAGCCAGCCCAUGCCAAAGACCCCAUCCGGGACUUCUGCCGCCGCUGGGGACACCAGACCGCCGUAGUCGACAACCGCCUGUACAUCGAUGGCGGCCAGCUCACGUGGAAUCCCAUGUCACAGAACCCGCUCAACUACACGAAUUCUUGGCUGCUCUACAAUGAUCUCGAAGACUCUUCGUCUGGAAUGCCGCAACUCCAUGCUGAUCUUAACAAGACACGAAAUGUGCCUGAUCUCAGCGGUGGCGUCCUGUGGGCCGAUGAAGUGAACAAGGUCCUGUACCUCUACGGCGGCGAAUACACUGACUCCACUCCUGAGGCCUUUAAACCCUGGGCUUACGACAUCUUGCUCAACCAAUGGAACCAAACCGACGUCAGUGCAGCUGCUGGAAUUCAGAGAGUAUCCUAUGGCGCAGGUGUAACUGUAAAUGAGACUGGGAUUGGUUACUACCUCGGCGGUUGGCUCAACAACAACACAGUCCCUGGAUGGGGAGCUGAGCCGAUGCUCACCAGCAACCUCAUAAUAUACGACUUUGUUAACGAUGCCUGGACUAACAACACCGGCUAUGACCAAACCGGCCGAGGAGAAGGCGUCAUGGUCUACCUUCCAGCUUCUGACAAAGGCCUUCUUGUCUACUUUGGUGGCGUCAUUGACCCCUUUGACAAUGGAACCGUUGUAGGGGAUGCUUUGAGUAACAUUUACAUUUACGACAUUGCUUCGACGAAAUGGUACAAGCAGACUGCCACUGGAGAGAUUCCUGACAUGAGACGAAAGUUCUGUGGCGGUGUAACCUGGGCACAGGACAAGUCGUCUUACAAUGUUUACAUCUAUGGCGGCCAAGGCAUCACAAACACAACAGGCUAUGACGACGUCUACAUACUAACGAUGCCUUCCUUUCAAUGGAUUAAGUGGUAUCCGACCGAGGCUGGACCCGGAAACCCACAUGGCAUCUCAUCGUGCAACGUCGUCAACAGUGCGCAAAUGCUCAUCAUCGGCGGAUGGUUUGCACAACACCAGGACUGUGACUCGCCAAGUGUCUGGGGCACCCAUAACCUGAACCUGGGAAAGAACGGUCCGCAAGAUGCAAUGUGGGAUUUGUUUUACCCUAACAUCACCGAGUACUUGGUGCCGCCAGAGAUUGUUGCCAAAAUCGGCGGAGACUCUCGUGGAAGCGCGACGAACAAGGCUCCGGACACGUGGGAUAACCGAGAUCUACCAGUAUACUUCUCCAGGUUUCCGACGUUCGCAGCUCGCACGGCGACAAGAGAUGUUUCCGCGGCAACGGGUGGCAGCAACAGCACCUCAUCCGGUGACUCGGGCGACUCUAAUGUGGGCGCAAUCGUCGGUGGCGUUGUCGGUGGAGUUGGCGGAUUGCUUCUGGUUCUGGGCCUGGCGUGGUUCUGCCUCCGACGGAGGAAGAAGAGCAAGGACGGAGUCAAGGAAAAGCAACCGCUGCAAACGAAUCCAGUUGAGCUUGCGGCAGAUGAUAGCACCAAUCUCGAAGGUGGGGUUGUUUCCGAGCUUUCAGCAACAAACAGCCAUAGAUUUCGUAAGGAUCCUGGAUCGCCGGCCGACCACAACCUCUCUCCCGUCUAUACUCAACACAGCGUAUCACCUAAUACGACUUCACCAAUAAUAGGGCACUCCGGCGGAUUUCCAGUAUCACCCACGACGCCUUACGCGCCCGGCGGACCACCUGGCAUGGCGGGGGGCUACAUGCAGCCACCUUUGUCGCCUAACGCUCCGCAGUACAUGUAUCCAGCUGGUCCUCCCGGUACUCUACCGCAAUACAUGUUCCAACCACCGCCGCCAAACGCUCAGCCUUAUGACCCUUCGCAGCAUGCACUGCACAACGAGCACUUCCCACCUCCACCGUCACCGUCACCACGGGCAGGACAUGUCGGGCUUGGAAUUCCGUCGGGUUCACAUCCGGGGAUGACGGCAACUCCCAGCGACUACUCGCGAGAAUCGGAGCCCGAUUCAGCAUAUCCGACGACAUCAUCGAACACGCCGGCGCACUUUUAUCCGCAGCCGUUGCACGUCGGUCGAAACGUAACACAGAGCACACACGCGAGCGACACGCCGCUUGUAGGCCAAAUCAGCGAAAGCAUAGGGUCGGUAUCAGGAUCCGGCUCUUCGGGAGGGGUGAAACAGCCAGUAAGAGGAAAGUUCAGAGAAGAGGCACACGACUAG